AUGAAGAAAAGAAGACUCUCUGUAAAUGAAGACAGGCUAAGUGACUUACCUGACUCUGUUAUCCUUCACAUUUUGUCAUUUUUGAACACAAAUCAUGCUAUUCGAACUUGUCUUUUGUCCACUAGAUGGAAACAUCUCUGGAAAUGUAUUCCAACUCUUAUACUGCAUUUUUCAAGAGCUACCACUGACGAGCAUUUUUCCGUUUUUGUGUCUAAGAUUUUGUCUCUCCGUGAUAAAUCAACUGCACUACAUGCACUUGAUCUUUAUCGUCAAUGUGAUAUUGAGCCUCAACUUCUUCAAAAGAUUUUAAACUGUGUUUGCUCCCAUAACACUCAUCUUCAAAAAUUAGGAAUCUCUGUCUGUGGUGAUAGUGAUCUCAUUCUGAGCUGUGUUUCUUCAUGCCGGGCUCUUACAUCUCUUAAGCUUUCAGUUUACCCUAGAGGGAGUAAUAAUAGACAAACAUUAUUUCCAAAUUCUUUAAAUUUGCCAGCACUGACUAGUUUAGAUCUAGCAAAUUUUGUCUUUUGUGGUGGUGAAAACGGUUGUGUUGAGCCCUUUUUGGCUUUUACCAAGUUGAAUAGUUUGGUCAUUCGUGGUUGUAAGGUAAUGGAUGCACAUAUCUUCACCAUAUCAAGCGAGACACUUGUCAAUUUAACUAUGAAUAGCAAUUCAUCUCUCCUUGCCAAAAUCAAGCUAAAUACUCCAAGUCUUUGUACCUUUAAUUAUACCGGUGACAUGCUUAUUCACAAAAUAUGUGGGAGCGGACUUUCUUCUAUUAAACAAGUAAAUAUCCAAUCACGACUAUCUUUAGCUUUGAAGGAGGAUGCUUUGGCUCUAUUUAGCUGGCUGCUAGACUUUGCCAAUAUAGAAUCAUUGACCGUCACUUCAACUGUUCUUCAGAUUCUCUCCUUAGUUCCUGAUUUAUUGGAGGUUAAGCUUCCUUCUUUGUGUAACUUGAAGUCAAUGGAAAUAGAACUGAUACCAAUUCGCGAUGGAUCUUUAUUACUAUUAAUGAAAGACGCCAUGUUAAAGAAAGCUGCUGCCAAGUCACGUAAAGAAGUUGCAAAGUUAAGAAAGGCAUUUAAAGCAUGUUUGGAACCACCUGCCAUACCUGAUGGAAUAGUUGACUUCUUGCGACAAAACUCGCCGUCUGCAAAAGUUAACAUCACAACAGAUUACUCGAGUUCUUUUAAUCUCAAGCAGGUUGAAAAAUCUAUAAAGGGCGCGAAGAUUAUCAAAUAUUGUUCGUGA
Molecule: messenger RNA, 1251 nt
Organism: Lathyrus sativus (Indian pea)
Lineage: Eukaryota; Viridiplantae; Streptophyta; Magnoliopsida; Fabales; Fabaceae
Source: the annotation of a GenBank genome assembly